Molecule: messenger RNA, 924 nt
Organism: Lynx canadensis (Canada lynx)
Lineage: Eukaryota; Metazoa; Chordata; Mammalia; Carnivora; Felidae
Product: olfactory receptor 51I2-like
Biological process (GO): G protein-coupled receptor signaling pathway
Cellular component (GO): membrane
Molecular function (GO): G protein-coupled receptor activity; olfactory receptor activity
Source: RefSeq, a predicted model, not a curated record
AUGUUCAACAGCAGUCAAUUCAUCCCCAAAUAUUUCCUGCUGACUGGCCUCCCUGGUCUGGAGGCCCUGCACCCUUGGUUUUUCUUCCCAUUCUGCUCCAUAUACCGGGUGGCCCUUAUGGGCAAUAGCCCAAUCCUGGCAGUGAUCAGGAAAAACACCAUUCUGUACCAGCCGAUGUACCUUUUCCUAGCUAUGCUGGCCUUUGCAGAGCUUGGUGUCUCUGCUUCUACACAGCCCACUCUGUUGGGCAUCUUCCUUUUUGGUGCCAAUGAGAUCUGCUUUGAAGCCUGCCUGUUGCAGAUGUUCUCCAUACAUUCAUUUUCCAUCAUGGAGUCAGGAGUUCUGCUGGCCAUGUCGGUGGACCGCUUUCUGGCCAUCUACAACCCACUGAGGUACACCGCCAUUCUGACAGGGCCCCUUACUGCUGGUACUGGUGCUGCACUUGGAUUGAAGAGUGUGAUGCUCAUGUCCCCACUGCCCUUCCUCCUGAAGCGUGUGCCCUUCUGUGGCCACAACGUCCUCUCCCUCUCCUACUGCCUUCACUUAGAUCUAAUCCAGCUGCCCUGUGGGGAUACACAUCCCAACAGCAUCCUGGGGCUCUGCAUUAUUUCCACUUUUGGGCUGGACUCACUGCUCAUCAUCCUCUCAUAUGUGUUGAUCCUCUACACUGUGCUGGGCAUUACCUCGGGGAGGCGGAAGGCCCUCAACACAUGUGUUUCACAUAUGUGUGCGGUGCUUGUGUACUACGUGCCCAUGAUCAGCGUGACUCUGGUGCACCGCUUCAGGAAGCACGCUGCACCUGCUGUCCAUCCUUUGGCCAACGUCUAUCUUCUGGUUCCUCCUGUGCUCAACCCCAUCAUCUACAGUGUUAAGACAAAGCAGAUUCGCCAGGCACUAAUCCAACUCAUUCUUCAAAGGAAAUAA